Molecule: messenger RNA, 603 nt
Organism: Cladocopium goreaui
Lineage: Eukaryota; Dinophyceae; Suessiales; Symbiodiniaceae
Source: the annotation of a GenBank genome assembly
AUGAGGGCUGCAAAUUUGCUUUUGUGUUUGGCGUUCCUUUCUCAGCUGGAUGCCCCUGAGCACCACAAUGAUUUUGUUGAAGUAUGCGCUGGAUGUGGAUCACUGAGCAGAGCGAUGCGAAACACCGGAUAUGAAGGGAAGGAAUUUGACAUUUUGUAUUCUGGAAAUCACAAUCUCAUGCGCACCGUUGGCUUUCUGACCAUACUGGCGGCUGUAUGGAACACCCGUCCUGGUGGUGUACUUGUAUUCGCUCCUCCUUGUGCGAGUUGGAUAUUCCUGUCACGGGUCUGGUCUACAUUGGACACCAUCCACUCCUUGUGGCGCCCGCUGGAUGUGAAGAAGACAGGUCAGCCACUUUUAGUGAAGAAGACGGUCUCGAAGAGGGGCCGAAAGGGGGUGACUGGUCAGAAGAGGAGUUUGCAGAUGUCGGCCAGCUACCCCCUGUCAUUCGGGCUGGCAGUAGCCAACCUGAUUGCUCCGACUGGGGUUCCACACCAGCAGCCGGAGAUUGAGAUUGGGGAUGAUGAUCCGGAUUUCUUCGACGAUGGAGCCAUAGAUGAUUUGAUUAAGGGUCGCAAGUUUGCUGCAUGGCGCCGUCUCUGA